AACUCUCCCUCCAAAAAUUUACUAUCAUUCUCUCUCUUCAAUUUUCCACACCAUUAUAUUUCUUUCUUCGCAUAACCACUUUUAUAGAACUUCAUAGUUCCUUCAAUUUCUCUCUUCUUCAACAUUCCCUCACUCUCUCCCCGGGUUCUUUCUCUGAUUUGAGUUUUUUGUUUUUUUUGUUUGGAGCGUGUACGAUGCCACAAGUUGAUCUGGAAACAUUAGUUUCGGCCUGCGCCGGCGGCUCAGAUCGGAAAAUCGCCUGCGAAACCCUCGCCAACGUAGAUCACCAGCCGGAGCAUUCAGAUCAACUGGAGGUCCCCCCGGAUGUCCCGCCUGAAUCGUUCUGGCUCUCCAAAGACGCCGAGCUCGAUUGGUUCAACCAGCACGCCUUCUACGAGAGGAAAGAUUCGAGCAAAGGAAACUCCAACUCGACGAACUUAAAUCCAAAUUUGAAUCCGAGCUCCAACUCCAGUUCCCAGCGGUAUUCUUCGAACUUGAAAUCUAAAGCAUCUAAAGCAUCGAUUAUCGGCUUACCGAAGCCUCAGAAGUCUUGUUACGUCGACCCGAAAAAUCGUCGGAUCUGCAAAACUGGGAACAUGCGGUUGUUUCCAAAGAGGUCCGGAUCGGUCGGGAAAUCGGAGGCUCCACUGGUUGAACCAUCGUCUCCAAAGGUAUCAUGUAUGGGAAGGGUAAGAUCGAAGAGAGACCGUAAUCGCAGAUUGAGGAAUCGGCAGCAGUCCUCUGAACCGGUCGUAGAAAAAGAAAAACCGUCUGUGAAACGGAAGACCGGGUUGUUCGCCAGUUUUCGGGCUAUUUUUCGGUCCGGUUACCGAGAAAAGACAGCUCAUACAAUCGCCGCGCCACGGGCUGAAUCGCCGCCGAGAAAGAGCGCGAUAAUUGGAGGGCGUCAUAGUACCGCUUCCGAUAUCGACGUGUCGUAUGCAGAGUCGCUUCCUAGAAAAAGCGUCUCGGAGAUUGAACCGCCAGGUUUGGGUGGAAUGAAGCGGUUCGCAUCUGGAAGGAAGUCCGACGGGUGGGCCGGAGAUGUGGCUUGAUCCGAUUCUUUGAAUCUCGCUAUCGUGCGGCGACGGCGACUUUUGUAGGCCCACGCAUGCAAGUUGGCGGUCGCGAUUGGCAGUCUCUGGUGGGCCCUAUUCUACUCUGGGGUCGUUGAAAUGACGUGGCACGUGAAAUAACGGGUUCCCUUCCCCCGCGUGAAAAGGUAAAUGGUUAUAGAUUUUCGUACACGUUUAUUUUCUUCUCUCUCUCCUUUUUUUCGCCAUUGUGUUUUGUAAAUAUACAUGAGUGUUCUGGAAUGAGCAUAUGGUAAUUUUCCGUUUUGAUA
Molecule: messenger RNA, 1345 nt
Organism: Juglans regia (Persian walnut)
Lineage: Eukaryota; Viridiplantae; Streptophyta; Magnoliopsida; Fagales; Juglandaceae
Exons: 1
Coding region: 195-1055 (286 amino acids)
Source: RefSeq, a predicted model, not a curated record